AUCCGUCACGGUAUUCGCUGCAGCUGCCUUCACAGAGCGAUCUGGGGAAAGUAAAACUGGGCCCCUUUGUUAAAGGAAAACUCCGUAUGAAAAAAAAUAUGAAUAGGUUUUAGCCUUUCUGGCAAUGAAACAGGUGUUCAGAUGUUCAAACACCAAACGGAAACCUUUUGCAAAGAAUCGUGUCCGCUUUAACCGCACGUACUUGUGGUGAACAUGCAAACACACAUGCUCUGAUAAUAAAUAUAUGGCAUUGUCUUUGAAACUGAUUAGCCUGCACCAGAGACAGCCUUCUUUAGGGCCUAGUAUCACCAGUGUCACACCAUAGAACGCCAAAAGACACGGAGGUUCCGUGUCUGUCUUAUCUGUGGCCAGUAGUUGGGGUAUUCGCGCCGUGGAUAUGUGGACAAGCCCAUCGUGGCGAGGCUCAACCUUGGCGUUUGGAGCAGUGUCGUCGUGAGCAGCCCUUGAAACGGGGUGGUGGGGCGAGGGCAUAUUACGGGAAUUCUCGCCGGUUCAUCGCUCGCGAUAUGAAAGUGCUGCGCGUGAAAACGGACGCCUUCGAAUGAAACCCAGCUGUCUUAAUAUUUGGAAACCGAAACGCGUUUGCCGAGUCCGCGCCGACACGUGUGCCCACGCGGAAGAACAGGCGAGCCGGAGCUCGAAAUCCGUCGCUGCCAAAGCACUGCUCACUCGUUUAUUUAACAACAACAACAUCAUAACAACAUACAGAUGGAGAAUGUUGCUCCAUCUGGGCUGCGUGCACGGUGAGCACCAGCCGCACCAGCGCAUGCCGCAUCUCUGUCACUUCGAGCCGUCCCGUCAGCUGUCAACAGAGCCACCAAUCAACAGCUGACGCAUAUCAAAGUGUCCGAGAAUGCGCAAAUGUUGUAUGCUGAUGGCACUUCCGCAAGAACGCGAGAAACAUAGUGCACUGUAGUCCCCCCCUCCCCUACAAUUACUGUGACAUUAAUUUUAAUGAUGUCUCAUUGAUUUAUGGUCCGAUUUAUUUACUUGUCUAAUCUCAUUAUGUAAAACGGCUCCGUUAAUGAUUUCGUGCAAUGUACAACGCAGAAUGGAAUACUAUACGUGUGUAUGGUACAAUUAGUGUAGGUGUCUGAAGCUGCUGCUAGAGGCUUGUCCGAUUGAUAAUCUACAUCCGCGCUGUUUGCAAGGGGGCCGAGUCGCUAAGGGAUUUUCCAUGUCGGCUCCACUCCGCUAUCGAUUGCGCUGACGGGCCCGCGAGAUAAAUGGCACGGCGCACUGUAUGUUCAAGGAAAAGAUGCGGUAGUUGAUCACCACCGCGCUCGCAAACCUGCGUUCGUUGGGGCGGCGGCGGUGAUUUAAAUUGACCUCUGUUCAGAGCGCGCCGACAAACGCCGCCGCGGCUGCUUCUGCCGCCCCUCGUAUCCAUCGCGGCGCGGAGCCGGGGGCCCUGGAAGGGCUUCGGGUUUAGCGAGGUGGGAGGGGGGGACGGCGGGGCACCGCGGUUUUCUUCGAUCGCAGGCGAGCGAGGGCUGCCCGGGUGUGUGGGGGAGGGUGCCCCGCGGAGCGACGUGAAGGCGGUCCUUGAUCACGUUCGCAGAAGCUUGAGCGGCGGCGGCGGCGGCAUUCGGCGCGCAGGUGAUGCGCAAGCUCCCCGAGGAAAACGAACCGCGGUGGUUUAGCCCGUGCGAGAUUAAUUUGCUUUCUUAAAAAUAAAUCUUAUGUCGGGGAACGCAAGCAGAUGGUGAAAUGUGUAAUUACACUUGUAAUUGCGGGAGGAGUGGAAGUCGCUUGCAUCCCACGCGAACAGCGACGGGGAAUUCUUAAAGGGUCGGUGGAACGCAUUCCGUGAGCGGUGCAGGCAAGCAAGCCGCCAAACGCCGCAUGUUCGGAAUAAUGGAAUGCGAAGACGGACCGAGGGAGGCUGCGUGGGCGAGGGACUGCAGCGUCGCGGCCAAUUCUGGUCACGAGCAUCUCGCGUGACGACGAGGAGGAGGUGUCGUCGUGCCGCACUGAACGACGGCAUGAAUAUGCUCAGUUUGCCGAGAUGGACGAUGUUUGUUUAUUGCUCGAAGGCCAAGCUUUGAAAGGAAAACAUUAUGGAAACAAUUUAGACCGGCCGCAAUAUUUUUGUAACAUUUAACGCCAUCUGGAAAGCUUCGGCAAUGAUUAAUACGGCUUGCUUUGCCUGCUGAUAUUUAAUUUGGCUCAUUUCGAUGACAUUAGAAAUCAGAUAGGUGGCUAUGGAUAGCAUCCUGCAGGCAGGCAGAGCAAGGAAUUGUAGGGGCAAUGGCCAGCAUUAAACACUUGGCACUGGCAGAGAAGGUCGGCGUGGUGGAGCCCGGCGUCAUGGCCGGGCCCAGCGGGGAGGCCCAGGGUGGCGUCCGCGCCGACGAGUUCUACUCGCGGCGGCUGAGGAUGCAAAACGGCAGCGGCAGCGCACCGGGCUCGUCGUCGAAGGCCGACGGCCACCCCGCGCACGCCAACGGAACGCCCUCGGUGCCCCGCAUGGGCGUGCGCGCCCGGGUGUCCGAGUGGCCCCCCAAGAAGGACCACGACGAGGAGCCGGAUAAGGCACCGUGGGACGCACGCUCCGCGACGGCGCCGUACGACAACGUCCCGCCCAGGGCCUUCCCCACGUCACCGCCCAGGACCUCGCCGACGUCGUCGUCGAGGAGUGCGCAGGGAACGCCUGUGCGGCGUUCGCGGGACGACGGCGGGAGCCCCGACGCCGCCGACCGCUACCACUCGGCGGCCUCUCCGCAGAAAGCGGCGCACCCGCCGCAACGGCAAAGGAGCAACAGCGACGUGACGCUGGCCGACCUGGACCUCAAUGUGAUAACCGUGAGUGCCAAUUCCGGGAUGGGCUCCCUGCACCGGGAGUACGGCAGCACCUCGUCGAUAGACAAGCAGGGCGGCUGCUACGGCGUCGCAGCGGAAGGCUACUCGAGCCUCCUCAGGGGCUACCGUGCGGACGAUUGCCAGGACUCGUCGGUGGCUUUCCCCGGGCCGAGUUUAGCCGACUGGCCAAUGCUGGUGCAGGACCUUGACAAGAACCCUGCGCUGCUGCUCAAAGAGAGGGAGAAGUCCCUUAAGCGGCGCUCGCGCUCCGACACAGGCGACAGCUCCAUCUUCCGCAAACUGAGAAACCGGGUGGACGGCGAGUCGGCUUCCGAGAAGUCGUCGGACCAAGAGGACGGCCGCUCCGAGGACGGUUCGAAGCCGCCCUGGGUCUGCCAGAAGUGCUUCGCCCACUACGACGUGCAGAGCAUCCUGUUCGACCUCAACGAGGCGGCCGCAAACCGGCACCAGCUGGGCCGGCGCGUCAACACCACUACGGGGGCGUCGGCCGCCUCGCAACCCCCGCGAGCCCUCGGGGCCCUCGCCGCUUGUCCCGGCGGCGGCGGCGGCGGGGGCGGCAUCGCGGGGACGGGCGGCUCUCCGUCGGGCAGCACGGAAGACUUGAACGGCCGCGAGUGCCCCGACCCGGACACGGGCGAUGGCAAGAGCUGCGAGCUGCUGCACAGCUGCCCGUACUUCCGCAACGAGGUCGGCGGCGAGGGCGAGCGGCGCAUCGGGCUGACGCGCUCGGGCGGCGGCGGGCCGGUGCCGGGCGCCGGCGGGUCGGCGGCGGACGGGGCGUCGUCGUCCUUCGAGUGGUCGCUGAGCUCCCACUGCACCAAUGCGGGCGUGUCGGUGCUCGAGGUGCCGCGGGAGAGCCAGGCCGUGCACUGCGAGAAGGUGAAGCGCUACAUCAUCGAGCACAUCGACCUGGGCGCCUACUGCUACCGCAAGCACUUCCACGGCAAGGACCACCAGAACUAUUUCGGCGUUGACGAGAACCUGGGCCCCGUGGCGGUGAGCGUCCGGCGUGAGAAGAUCGACGAGGGCCGUGAGAAGGAGAGCUCGCACGGUCCGCAGUACCUCUACCGCGUCGUCUUCCGCACCAGCGAGCUGCGCACCCUGCGCGGAGCGGUGCUGGAGGACGCGGUGCCGUCGACGGCGCGCCACGGCACCACACGGGGGCUGCCGCUCAAGGAGGUGAUGGAGUUCGUGCUGCCUGAGCUGCAGCUGAGCUGCUUGCGCCUCGCGCCGGCCACUCCCAGGGUCUCCGAGCAGCUCCUCAAGCUCGACGAGCAGGGGCUGAGCUACCAGCACAAGGUGGGCAUCAUGUACUGCAAGGCGGGCCAGAGCACGGAGGAGGAGAUGUACAACAACGAGGCGGCGGAGGCGGCCUUCGACGAGUUCCUCGACCUCCUCGGGGAGCGCGUGCGCCUUAAGGGCUUCACCAAGUACCGCGCGCAGCUCGACAACAAGACCGACUCGACGGGGAUGCACUCGCUCUACACCACCUACAAGGACUACGAGAUCAUGUUCCACGUGUCCAGCAUGCUGCCGUACACGCCCAACAACCGGCAGCAGCUCCUGAGGAAGCGGCACAUCGGCAACGACAUCGUCACCAUCGUGUUCCAGGAGCCCGGGGCACUGCCUUUUACACCCAAGAACAUUCGCUCGCACUUCCAGCAUGUGUUUGUCAUCGUGCGAGUGCACAACCCCGGCAGUGAGAACGUCUGCUACAGCGUCGCGGUGACUCGCUCGAAAGACGUUCCGCCGUUCGGGCCGCCGAUCCCCAAGGGUGUGACCUUCCCCAAGUCGGCCGUCUUCCGGGACUUCCUCCUGGCCAAGGUGAUCAACGGCGAGAACGCGGCGCACAAGUCGGACAAGUUCCGCGCGAUGGCGGCGCGCACGAGGCAGGAGUACCUGCGCGACCUGGCGGAGAACCACGUGACGACGGGCACGGUGGAGUCGGCGGCGCGCUCGUUCGGGUUCAUCCCGCUGGGCGGCAAGAGGAAGGAGAGGACGCGGCCGCGGCUGGGAGCCGAGCUGGGCAGCCAGGGCGCGCUGGUCUGGCACGCGCGCGCGCACGACUACUCCCACUCCGCCGCGCACCCCGAGCUCGGCUGCCUCUUGGGGAUCUCCAACCAGGUGGUGGUGCUGGUGGACAGGGUGGCGCGGAGCGGGGUGGUGUUCAACUGCACGACGCGCGACGUCAUCGGGUGGACGUCGUCGCAGAACGCGCUGCGCAUUUACUACGAGCGCGGCGAGUGCAUCGACCUCACCGUGGCACCGGACGAGGUGGCGGAGAUCGUGCAGCGGCUGCAGCUGGUGACGCGCGGCUGCGAGACGCGGGAGCUCACGUUGCGGCGCAACGGCCUGGGCCAGCUGGGCUUCCACGUGAACUACGAGGGCGUCGUCGCCGACGUGGAGCAGUACGGCUUCGCGUGGCAGGCCGGCCUGCGCCAGGGCAGCCGCCUCGUGGAGAUCUGCAAGGUCGCCGUGGCGACGCUCUCGCACGAGCAGAUGAUCGACCUGCUGCGCACCUCGGUCACCGUCCGGGUGGUCAUCAUCCCGCCGCACGACGACGGUUCGCCCAGGAGGGGCUGCUCGGAGCACUGCCGCGUGCCCAUGAUGGAGUACAAGUUCGGAGAGGCGGGCGCGCCCUUCGACGUGAACCGUACGCCCUUCAAGGCCCCCGUGUGGCAGCGCGCGACGCCCACCGCGGGCUCUGCGCCGUCGCCGACCUCGGGUCACGCGCCCUCGCCCGGCGCCCGCAAGGGCCCCUCCGCCGUCGGCUCUUCGCCGCGCCAACCGCCGCUGCUGGUGCAGCACCCGUCGACGUUGCCCCCGCACCACUCGCAGGCCCUGUCGCCGAUGCAGGCGCAGCCGCCGCACGGACUUAUCCUCUCGGCCCAGGGCCAGGGCGCCAUCCCGCGGAGCUUCUCCGUCGACGGCAAGGCGGCCGAGAGCGGCAAGAGGGGGGCGACGGCGGUGGACGGCCGGCCCGUCGGAGCGGAGCGGCACGCGCCGCACCGGGGCUCCCCGUGCGCGCUCGCCCUGCCGGGAGACGCGGGGCCCUCGCGCAGGCAGAGGCCCACGCCCGACGGCCAGAAAAUGCCGGCGUCCGUCUGCCAGGACGCGGUUGACACUGAGAUGAGCGUGGACGAAGGCACGAGGAGUCGCAGCGGAACCCUCGAGAGGGAGAAGCCGAAAUCAAUUGAGCCCAUGUGGCACGUGCCGGCGGGGAAGGUGCCGUCGUCUUACCGGGACAGCCCCACUCGCCGGGUGUCACGCCAGGAUGCCAACGGGAGGGACUCGCCGGGCAGGGCGGCACAGGCCGUGGAGCACCGCUACUCCAGCCACUCGAGCAGCAACACGCUGUCCAGCACGGGCUCGAGCUGCGCCAGCGACGACCGCUGGUUUCACCCGAGCGACGGCGCCCCGUCGGACCGGGACGCGGCCUCCGGUGGUGGCGGCGGCGGCGGCGGCGGCGCCGUGGCGGUCUCCAUCACUUCCCAGCAGCUGACGGCGCCGGGAACGUCCACGGACAGCGGCAUCGACACGGCGACGCCACGCGGCACGCCGCUCGCCUCGGGCCACGCCUCGGCCCGCGCCGCCCGGGGGGACGGGAGCGGCGCCCACAGGGCGGCCGGGGAACGCGCGCACAGGGGGGGGGGCGGCCGCGACGACAGAGGGACGGCGCGGUCACACGGCAGCCCACUGCAUUCUGGGAGUCCCUCCAACAUUCCUUCCCAGUCCAGAUUUUCAGAAGUUCUCAACCUCUUAUCUUCAUCCAGAAUGUUCCACGCCUUUGGAAACGUAGAAUUCGUUCGUACCUCGCGGCACACCGGCAGCAGCCCAGGCACGCGCGCUCGCAGCAAGAGCUCCCUGGGCGAGGAGGGCCGGGGCGUUGGGGGCGUGGGUCCCCCCUUCUACCCGCGCCAGGGCGCCAGCGGAAGCUACCUGAGGGGGUGGAAAAAGCCCGAGAGCCCCAACAGCAGCGAGAACCGCAGGCGUCUGGGCAGCGACGUCAGCGACACCGUCUCGUGGGCCAGGCAGCGCGCCACAGCCACCGCGCGAUCGCUGCGGAAAGCCGAGGCGGAGGCUGCGUCCGACGGGAUCCCGGAGUCGGUGUCGUCCCACGGCAGGAUGCGCAUUCGCGAUGAGCUGUCGCUGGAGCAGACCCCGGCGAUGGCCCGCAGGCGGCUGCAGCGGACGCACUCGGACGAGAGCCUGUGCCAGCGCGACGGCUGCGUGGGCGGCGCGCGCGGCUCUCUCCUCGAGCAAGCGGCGCCCGUGGGCGACUACCUCCUGCCGCCGGGGUUCCCUGGCCACGCGCCACCGCCCUCCCACGCCGUGCUGCCCGCUUGCCGCAUGUCGGGGCUCUCCGUGGACUCGUCGGGCUCGGAGGAGUCGCUGCCGCGUCUGGCCGUGCGCGACGUGGAGGAGCUGCUGCCGCUGCCCGACGCGGCCGCGGGCCUCGAGUGGGCGACUCUGGUGGACGCGGCGCGCGCCUUCGAAGAACUCUCUUACACUCUCUUCGUGGAAGACCAGCGGGUGACGAGCGUGCUGGGGGGGAUGCUCGACGUGGACGACAUGGGCUGCAUCGCCGAGUUGGCGGAGGGCGACCAGGCAGACGCCCACCUUCCCUCGGCAUCGCUCGUGGGGGAUGACUCUCCUAAAUCUCUCACCGUUAAAGUCGGGCAGCUGGAGAGCAUCUUGAAGCAGCUUCAGGAAGACCUCCAGAAGGAGAAGACGGACAAGGCGGCGCUGCAGGCCGAGCUGGAGGACCUGAGGGAGGACAACGUGCGCCUGCAGCAGGAGUCGCAGACGGCGGCCACGCAGCUGCGCAAGUUCACCGAGUGGUUCUUCAACGCCAUCGACAAGAAAUGAAGACGCCGCUCCUUCGAGACUGAGCGCCACGGGGACCAGGCGGAUUGCGCGCGCGUUUUCGUCGCAGACGCGACCGGUUGGUCCACCUGGACACUCUGUAGGCCGCGAAGGAUGAAUUCCUUUCAUGACUGGACGUCACCACCUGUCUCUACUGUAGCUACCGCUGCCGAUGUUUCUGCUGCUGCUGCUGCUGCUGCUACUGCUGCUGUCGCUGGGACGUGAGGCCGCUUGGAAAUGCGAGGAGUUUCACGAAUAGUCCGAGGCUCCACGACGCCGCUUUUAUUCCCGAACGUACGGCACAGAUCCGAUGGGGGCUCGUGACUUUCAGCAGCACCCACCCCUGCGAUGCGUCCAUGGGACUGCCAACUCGUAUUCGCCGUCUCGUGAAGGGACCCUCUUGGCAAAUGCGUGGACAAAACAGGCCCGAAUUAGCCCCAGCUUGUAGAGGGUACAGUGUUUGGCAUUUGGUCUCUUGCGUCGAUCUGAAUUCACUAUCAGGGUAUUGUGCUUAGAGUUAGCUGUGUUACGUACAUGAAGUGGUUUUUCCCUGGGCCUGAAAGUGGCUCGGGCAAUAUUGUGUGAUACGAAAACGAUUUGAAGUAAUUUGCUCAAUUUCUGAGGAGAUUUAACUGUACAGUAUUUUAAAUUUGUCGACACGCAAAGUGUUGCCAACGUGUGAACUCCGCUGUCUCAUUUGAUGUCCGUAUCUGCUCUAUUUUAAGCCCGUAAUCUAGACUCAGGCAUGUGUGCAUGAAGAGGCUGUAAGGAGCCUACAUGCACCCACGUUGAAUCGUCCCAUUCGCACGUUUUUGUGUUAAAUGCACUCGUAUUUAUUUUCGAGCGCGGUGCGCCGCUGUGAAUGAGAAUAUCGAGAUUAUGCCUUAAUCGUAGGCACGGUGGGUGUGUUAUUGAAGUCGAGUCCUUUGGAGGCCUGAAGCACACAAUUCCGACGCUUGCCUAACAAACAAACAAAUUGUGCCUCUGAAUUCCCAUGUUCUCUGGUGGAAACCCCCCCCAGUUAAAAAAUAUAUAUUAAUAUCGACAAAAAAUAAAUAACUGUUGAGUUCAAAUGGUUCAUAGCCUCGGAAGGCUGAUGGCCCAACAAGGACUCUAUUCCUGCCUUUGUUUCCGUAGCCUGCGGGCCAGCGAGGACUUGAAUGGUGAUGGCUUCGUGCCAGUGAAACUGCUGCAUUAAAUAGCGUGGCUUGGCGCUGCGGGGCCGAGCGUGUGCCGGAGCGUGUGCCGGAGCGUGUGCCGGAGCGUGUGCCGGAGCGUGUGCCGGAGCGUGUGCCGGAGCGUGUGCCGGAGCGUGUGCCGGAGCGUGUGCCGGAGCGUGUGCCGGAGCGUGUGCCGGAGCGUGUGCCGGAGCGUGUGCCGGAGCACGGCGUCCGGCGAGCAGCCCCCCGAUGGAAUUCGUGUGAGUCUUUGGGUGGGGUGCGGAGAUCUGGGUGCUCUGGGCGCACGGUGGAAAUGGGUGGGUUUGAUUGAUCGAGAGUGGGACAAUCGAUUUUAUUUUUAUUUUUUACCUUUUUGGCAUUACAAUCAGAACUAUGAUAAACUAGAACCAAAAGAGCAACACGUGCUGAUUGGUGUGUUCCUGUAACGGCAGGUCCCCGGAUGGCUUUCUUUCUGGAGAAGUGCUGGUUUGUGCUGUGCUUGUUCUCAAACGGCGAUUUCCUUUGUAGUGUUUUUAUAUAUAUACUGUAUACAUAUACCGUUGAAGUUAAACAUCGUGGGAAUCAGUUAACCAGUGUUCAGUUUUAUCGUACGGUUCCUUUUAAACCAAAUGGCAUGUAUCGUUUCACUCCAGAAUGCAGAAUAAUAAUAAAAAACCCCACAAACUUCAAUAACCUCCCAUAAUAAUAAUCUCUGACAGAAUGCUUUUAAACGUCAGCUUGCAACAGUUGCCUUGAGCUGGGUCCGCCCGUUGCAGCGAAGCCACACUGCCAUCGGGAGGCGCUCCGCGUGGCUUUGACCCGCUACCGGAUUGCUGCCUCUGCGAUCGCGGACGCAGCGACCGUGGGCCCAGUGAUCGCGCGGUCGCGGGCGCAGUGAUCAAGAGCCCAGUGAUCGCGCGGUCGCGGGCGCAGUGAUCAAGAGCCCAGUGAUCGCGCGGUCGCGGGCGCAGUGAUCAAGAGCCCAGUGAUCGCGCGGUCGCGGGCGCAGUGAUCAAGAGCCCAGUGAUCGCGCGGUCGCGGGCGCAGUGAUCAAGAGCCCAGUGAUCGCGCGGUCGCGGGCGCAGUGAUCAAGAGCCCAGUGAUCGCGCGGUCGCGGGCGCAGUGAUCAAGAGCCCAGUGAUCGCGCGGUCGCGGGCGCAGUGAUCAAGAGCCCAGUGAUCGGGCGGUCGCGGGCGCAGCGAUCGCCCGAGCACGGGCCCAGUGAUCGCCCGAGAUGCCCACCGCCCGACUCUGCCGGCGCUCGCUCGGUGUUUGGCGCCGCACUGCGCGCUGCUGCGGACUCACCCGAGGCUACAACUUCGCCCAUUAAUUUAAAAGCGUAUUAGCGAAACAAUUGUUUUAAAACGAAACAAGGUAAUUUUAUUCUUUAUUACAUACUAUAUAGAUACAGAAUGUUUUUUGUUGUUUGUUGUAAUGAAGAAAUCUGUUCAACUUGAAUCACCAGCUCCCGUUAUAACAUCAAACCACAGCGUGCCAGGGGGCACGCGUGAAGCUCAUCCACCAUUCUCCUUAAUUAUUGUCUUAUAUAUUCGUGCAAUAGCAGCCCAUAGGCGCGCGCGCACCCAUGGGGAGACUAAUUAAAGCAGCAGUAGAUUCGGAGUCGGGCUGACUUGUUUGUGCAUUUAGUGACGUGUGGGUGGCCCUUGUUUGGCCUUGUGCAAGACGUGCGGUGGUCGUUCAUAUGCACUAUUCAGCAGAUUCCUAUGCUGUAUAUUUUGUACUUGGUGUUACGUUGGGUUGGAGGGUAUUUUUUUUUCUUUCCACACAUGGCGUCUGCGCAUGAGAGAAGUGUUUUUUUGUUUUUAGUGAGGUCCGUCUGCACCAUUCUGUUUCGUCCGAGGAGCCGAGCGUACGAUGACAUUUGUGCGACGAGUCUCGCGUCGGCCCUGGCGCGCUGGGGGCCAGGUUCCCCCAGCCCCUGGUGCAGGGGUCGCACGUCUCUGACCUCGUCACUGUUAACUCGUUUGCAAGUUGUCACAUUUCAUUUUUAAUUUUGCCUACGAACGUUGGUGAUUUUUCGUUUUGUUUCUGUUAAUUACUGUAUUCGAACGUAGUAUAAAACGUGUAAUGAUUUCACCGUUUUAACAUUGCCAGAAGAUGGUCCAAUUUUUGGAUUUGCAUAAUAAACAUUGUUAUACAGUAAAA
Petromyzon marinus (sea lamprey) is the source of this 11036-nucleotide messenger RNA. The record is from RefSeq and is a predicted model, not a curated record. NCBI's taxonomy places the organism in Eukaryota, Metazoa, Chordata, Hyperoartia, Petromyzontiformes, Petromyzontidae.